CCACGAGGAAGGACAAACAGGAGAGGGCACUAACUAAACUCAGUUCUCCCCUUUGUUAAACGCCGAGGACUGCUUUAUGUAUAUGCACAUACAUUGAGAGGAACUGAAGAGGUUACUGGAGAGAUCCGGUAGGGCGGACUGAUUACCUGACGAGACGGAAAAAGCUGCUGAACCUGUCUAGCUGGAUCCGAGUCAUUAUAACACCGUCAUGUGGAUAGGUGGCUGGAAGUGCAGCUUCUAAACAUUGGAAAGUCCCCCAACUCCCUGUACGAACACCCUCGCUACCAGCCUUCUGACAGCAGGGAAAAGGCAGACGCUACUCGGAGUUGCCAGGCUUACCUAGUGGCGGCACAGCGUUGACCAUGUCAGGGACAGUGACGAUCAGCAUGACGGUCAACACUACAAAAAAAGAAAACAUCACAUCAAUGGCCACAAAAUCCCCUGAAGAAAUUCUGUACCAGAGCUCUGGUGCAAUUGUAGCUGUCAUUGUAAUUGGAGUAAUUAUCAUACUCACCCUGGUAUUGCUCACUUUAAAGCACUAUAACAGACAAAGCCGACUGAAAAGAGAUCUGGCGCCAAAAUCAUCAAAGCAACUUUCAAAUCCACUUCCACAGACUGGUCUUGACACAAGCAGGCAAACAUCACAGGUUUCUAGUUCACUGAAUAUUCCUUUGGAAAGGAAAUAAUAACUGAAGUACCAAUGUAAUUGGACAGAAAAGGAUGCUAUUACAGACUGAAUCUGGAUAAUUUGGGUCGCAGAAAUGCGAAAUAAAAAUGUGUUACUAAAAUUACCAUCUUUAUCCAGUCUCACAAACUUUCUGGGCUGCACUUUAUUUUUCCAGGCUGCAGAAUUUCAAACAGUUAGCAGUUACAUCAACAACUGCAGUGCCCUGAAAAAUAGUUGGGAUCACAGCUCCUCACGAAAUCUCUGCAUUUGUCGACUCAUAUGGAAAUAAUUGAUUUCUCUCUAUCUCUCGUUUAGAAUAUAGAGCAUAAGAAAGUCAUGGAUGUUAAAAGUCCAACACUUGUGUUUUUAACUCUCACAACAUCCAACUCUAUUUUGAAAAGUACAAUGAUUUUGCCUUUAUUAAUUUGCUUGGUAAAUCACCUUAAAUAUUUAUCGCUUUGAUUAAAAAGUUCUAGGUGAAUGGAAUUAUUAACAUAGAGAAACUGCUAAAAUAAUCCAAGUGUAAUAGUGAACACAUCACUUCCAAAGUAUUUGAUGUUUCUAACUUGAUUUUCAUUUUUAAUGGCUUCAUCUCUUUACUUAUACAGUGCAAGUUUUGUUCUAGUAUCCAUGUGUUAACUGAGUACCAUUUGUAUGUAACUGUGAUCUAUGUUAUUUGACUAUGUGCAAUACUUUACAUUUAUCAGUGUUAAAUAUGUUUUACUGUUGCUCUAUCCAGAUAUGUAGAUUUUUUGAAAUAUGCUUUUUUUAUUGCUUCUCUUAUUUUGCUUAGGCAGCAAUUUCUGACAAAAUUGUAGUUGGUUUUGCUACUUGGAUUGUUUCAGUAAAAUCCUGAACGACUGCAUUCUCUCAUGACAUCUUGCAUGAUCUUGGUGUCCUAUUUAUAAGACACAGUCCUAUCUAGUUCCAUGUUCUAAAAACAUUUGUGCAACUUUGCAUUUAAUUAGCCUGUUUACUUGGAGAUUUUUCAAAAGCUUUCUUGAAAUUCUGAUAAACUGUACAAGGGUAAGCCGACAGCUACUUUAUCCGUAAUGUCCACAAAGUAGUGAAGAUGUUGGGCAGGAUGUUUAAAAUUCAUGUUGCUUGUUUCUUGUUAAGUUAUUGCUUCAUGUAUACUCUUUCAACAUGUUGCUUGGAAUGAAUUGUAUUGUUUUACUACUUAUUAAUAUUAUGUUAAUAGACUUGUCACCUAGAUCAAAUUUGCUGUCUUGUCUUUUGAAAGAUUGAUUUAAAGUGAGAGGUUCUUCAAGACCCCCAUUUGUAUCCCAGCCAUUGAAAAAAAAGUUAUGUAAAAUGAAGGAAAUUUGAGUUAAGACCAUUUAUCUCUGCUGGUUUGACAAGCCUGAUUAUUAAAUUUAAAUGGCAAUGCUGUAUCCAUUAACUAUGGAAUCACUGAUGUUGUUUUGCUUUCAAGUUUCAAUUUUCCAAUGUCGAGGUUGUGGGUACAUUUUACUCCUGCCAUUAUAUAAUUGCCAAUUACUUUGCAAUUUCUUUUGCUCACUCUUGGCCUUGUAUUUUGGCAAUAUACAACACUGACAGAAGUCACAGCCACUUGAAAUUAAUGUUGAUACUUGAGUUGACUAAUCUGUAUUAAAUAGGUUUUAUUUAUUGCUUUGUGCAAAUACACAUUUUAAAAUUAGAGCAAUCUGGUAUUAAUAGACCAACGUAGUUGGUUUAUGUAGUUUUUCUGAUCCCAAUCACUAUAAGAAGAUCAUACAAUAAGUGGAGAGCCAUCAAUGAAGAUAAGUCAUGCAAAAGCAGUAACAACCCAGGGCUUACUUGAGCUGAAUACAAUACUAGCAAAUCCCCAUGAGCAAAUUUCUGUUUGAGGAUAGAGAAUUUCAAAACUACAAGGUGAAUCUGUAAAUUUUAAAUAAAUACCCAACUUGGCCUAAAGUGUUGCAGUGUUUUAUAAAAGCAAGCCUUGCCUUUUUAUAAACAUGAGAAUGUACGUGAAAUUAUGAAAAGAACGUUCACUGUUUAUAUGCAAAGUGACACAUUGAAGGAUCGAGUCACUUUAAGUGAGACCGAUUUUUAUUAUUGCACAACAGAUUUUUGCUGAAUUUGAAAUUUGGAUGCCUUUCUGUCAUGCAAUUUCCUGUACACAAUAAAUG
Molecule: messenger RNA, 2802 nt
Organism: Stegostoma tigrinum
Lineage: Eukaryota; Metazoa; Chordata; Chondrichthyes; Orectolobiformes; Stegostomatidae
Gene: ncmap
Product: non-compact myelin associated protein
Exons: 4
Coding region: 363-686 (107 amino acids)
Biological process (GO): regulation of myelination
Cellular component (GO): plasma membrane; Schmidt-Lanterman incisure; paranode region of axon
Molecular function (GO): structural constituent of myelin sheath
Source: RefSeq, a predicted model, not a curated record